GAGUUGGAUUGAACAUUUGAACCACGAAUUAAAUUAAAGAAAGCCAUACGCUAUAGUGCUAUACUGCUAUAGUACUACACGGCUAUUCGAAGCUUACCUUCUGUAGCGGCGUCUUUAUACGUCCUUAAUUGUUUAGGUUUUGUCUCCACCAUCGGAAAAUAGUCACUACUCGCUGCGUUAUUUAUUUAUCCUACAUUCAUAGUAGUCGUCAUAUACAAACAUGGCUAAAUUCGAUUUGACGAGUAAGAUGACCAAAUACCUGGACCGGCAUUUGGUCGCCCCGCUACUGGAGUUCUUGUGGGCGAAAAAGAUCUACAACGAGAAUGAAAUUUUGCAAGCUAAAUUGGACAUUCUUAAUAAAACAAACAUGAUGGAUUAUGUAAUUGAGAUUUACAAACAGUUGAAUCCUGAAAAAGAAGUACCAGAGGAAAUGAAAACGAGAAGAGAUCAAAUUGUAUCGCAGCUUAAUCAAUUUCAAAGUGAAGUUGAUGUUGUGAUGAAUUUACUCAAAGAUGAUAAAGUCAUGAAAAAUAUGGAAACUAUGAGGGAUCCUAAAACAUUGUCAACCUAUUUGACCAAUGAAUUCAACUUUAAAGUAGAAAUGAUGGAAAGUAUGUACAAAUUCGCGAAGUAUCAUUACGAUUGCGGAAAUUACGCUGGUACAACAAGUCACUUAUACUUUUAUUUAUUAGUUAUGUCGCCUUCUGAUAAGAACUACUUGAAUGUUCUUUGGGGAAAGUUAGCAUCUGAAAUUCUUAUUCAAAACUGGGAAACUGCUCUUGAAGAUUUAAACAAACUACGAGAGUACAUUGAUUCCAAUACAAAUGGUUCUCCAUUGCAUUUACUACAACAACGGACAUGGUUAAUUCACUGGAGUCUAUUUGUGUUUUUCAAUCAUGUUAAGGGACGUGACCUUAUUAUUGACAUGUUUCUGUACAGGCCAAACUAUUUAAAUGCUAUUCAAACCAUGUGCCCACACAUUCUUCGUUACUUGGCUACCGCAGUAAUCAUCAAUCGUUCAAGAAGAGCAGCUAUGAAGGAUCUUGUUAAGGUUAUUCAACAAGAAUCAUAUACCUACCGUGAUCCUAUAACUGAACUACUAGAAAAUCUCUACGUUAACUUUGAUUUUGAAGGAGCCAGAGACAAAUUACAUGAAUGCCAGAAUGUUCUUUUUAAUGAUUUCUUCUUGACUGCUUGCCUUGAUGAUUUUGUAGAAAAUGCUCGUUUGAUGAUUUUUGAAACUUUUUGUCGUAUACAUCAGUGCAUUAGUAUUGGUAUGUUAGCCGAGAAACUUAAUAUGAACCCAGAGGAGGCCGAAUGCUGGAUUGUUAACCUAAUCAGGAAUGCUAGGUUGGAUGCGAAAAUAGAUUCUAAACUAGGGCAUGUUGUAAUGGGAACACAACCUCUAUCCCCUUACCAACAGAUUUUAGAAAAAGUAGACACAUUAUCAGUGCGAUCAGAAGCACUACAACAACUUAUUGAAAGAAAAGUUAAAGCCAAAACUCAAGAACAAGAUCCACUUUGGUAUAAUCCUUAAAAAAAUGUUAACAAUUAUGAAGAAUUGUUUUUUUUUUCAAUAAAAAAAGAAUAUUAUUACUCAUGAAAUGUUAUUUUAUUUAUUUAUUUUUAUAAUUAAAUUAACAUUGAAUUUAUUUGCUGAAGUUUUUUGAGUUCCUAAAAACCCUCAAAUUAUACUUAAUUAUUAUUGAUGAUAUAAUAUCAUCAUUUAAGAUCGGUUGUCCAUGCUCCCUAGUAGUUGCGUAAAUCUUGAAUAUUGGGAGAUACCAAUUUUACUUUUUCUGUAUCCUUUUUUAAUCUUUGUGAGAUGCAUACUGAUGACGUCCAACAAAUUAAUAGAAG
Messenger RNA from Myzus persicae (green peach aphid), 1860 nucleotides. Its product is annotated as eukaryotic translation initiation factor 3 subunit E-like. Gene Ontology annotation, molecular function: translation initiation factor activity. Bases 221 to 1537 code for a protein of 438 amino acids. Gene Ontology annotation, biological process: translational initiation. The record is from RefSeq and is a predicted model, not a curated record. Gene Ontology annotation, cellular component: eukaryotic translation initiation factor 3 complex; nucleus; cytoplasm. The transcript has 9 exons. Lineage: Eukaryota; Metazoa; Arthropoda; Insecta; Hemiptera; Aphididae.